UCAUCACUCAUCAGAUAUCUUAAAAGAAGAAAGAGAUAUGGCAGAAGUGAAGCUCUUGAGGAGCUGGUCGAGUCCAUAUGGUUUGAGAGUGGUGUGGGCUCUAAAACUGAAGGGUGUUGAGUAUGAAGAAAUAUUUGAAGAUCUUUCCAACAAGAGCCCUUUGCUUCUCCAGUAUAAUCCUGUUUACAAGAAGAUCCCAGUACUUGUUCAUAACGGAAGACCCAUCUGUGAAUCCCUUCUCAUUCUUGAAUACCUGGAGGAGACUUUCAAACAAUAUCCACUGCUUCCACAAGAUCCUCACAAGCGAGCCACGGCUCGCUUCUGGGCUAAGUUCGGUGAUGAGAAGAUCUUGCCAACCAUUAGAUUUGGUGCUCUGGUAAAGCAAGGAAAAGAACAAGAAGAAGCAAUUGUUUCAAUCAUAGAGAGCUUGAAAUAUUUAGAAGAAGAGCUAAGGGGAAAGAAAUUCUUUGGAGGAGAGAGUAUUGGACUGGUAGAUCUUGCAUUGGGUUGGAUUGGUUAUUACAUGGAUGUAUUUGAGGAGGUAAUUGGUGUAAAAUUCAUAGACAAAGAAAAAUUCCCAUCAUUAGUGGCAUGGAUGCAAGAAUUCUCAAAUGUCCCAAUUAUUCAGCAAAAUUGGCCUCCAAGAGACAAACUCAUUGAUAGAUUUGCUGGGGUUCGUAAGGCUGCCUUUUGAGAGAAAAACACCAAAAUAAGUCCAUAUAUAUAUAUAUAUAUAUAUAUUUUUUUUUUUUCUGGAAGUUCCUAUAAAGUCGCAUUAAUUGUAUGAAAAAUUUUAUAGAAAACUAAGCCUGGAUUGUAUCUAGUGAAAAAGAGGUAAAUACUCUUUAAAUAAAUUUUCGA
Manihot esculenta (cassava) is the source of this 861-nucleotide messenger RNA. RefSeq names its product probable glutathione S-transferase. Bases 38 to 694 code for a protein of 218 amino acids. NCBI's taxonomy places the organism in Eukaryota, Viridiplantae, Streptophyta, Magnoliopsida, Malpighiales, Euphorbiaceae. The record is from RefSeq and is a predicted model, not a curated record. Gene Ontology annotation, cellular component: cytoplasm. The transcript is spliced from 2 exons. Gene Ontology annotation, molecular function: glutathione transferase activity. Gene Ontology annotation, biological process: glutathione metabolic process.